This is a messenger RNA of Colletotrichum phormii, 449 nucleotides long. RefSeq lists its product as uncharacterized. The transcript has a single exon. NCBI's taxonomy places the organism in Eukaryota, Fungi, Ascomycota, Sordariomycetes, Glomerellales, Glomerellaceae. The record is from RefSeq and is a predicted model, not a curated record. The coding region runs from base 80 to 370 and encodes 96 amino acids.
UACCACGGUAGACGGCCGCCUACGAUCUACAGCGAUUCCGUACAGAUGCGCAUUUUCCCUGGCCCAUCAAGCACAGAACAUGGGCGCGUCUGAGGAGACCGAGGCUUUUCAUUUCGCCUGCAGACUGAUAAACGAGUUGCAGGUAGAGGAAGCUCCGGACAACUUACAAGCAGGAAGAGAUCGACCCUCGUCCGCAGCCGCCGGUAGCGAGAAUCAACAAACGCAUACACCCAUCAAUAUCUCAACACUAAAGUACCGCUGCAAACGGCGCCCCGGAAUACUCGAUGCAUCAUUGUCUCGUCUCGAAAGCUUUGGGAAUAGCCUUUCCCCAUUGCUGGGGCUCGCCGCAACCUUCAUCUCAGACAGGUAGAGCUUGAAUUGGCAAAGCGUUGAACCAACUUUUCUGCCAUGGUUUCCUCCCGAGACUGAGAGUCGACAGGCAACGUGGU